GAGUAAUCAUACCCACCCGCCCCCUAUAAGGGUAGGUAUUGCCCAAUUUAAACCAGGUCAAAUACACCGAAUAAUAUGGGCUAGGUCAAAAUUGUCAUUCCUAUUUCAUGAGAUUUUUGUAAUGGCUUAUGAAAGAAUUUUAAAUGCGCAUUAUCGAAAAUACCAUCUUUUACAUGAAACUUAUAUAUGUAACUUACUUAAUUAUAAGGGUUAUAUGAUAGCAAAAUAAUGGGGUCAUUUAGGCAUGGAAGUACUAGGGACGGAGCCAGGAUUUUUAAGUAGGGGGGCCAAAUUUUUUUCCAAUACACAUGUAUGAGAUUUACAUAUCACAUUUAAACCAACAAAAAAAAAUUAUAUAGAAUCCACUUAAAAUUUCGCCAAAAAUUUGAAAAAAUCAUAUAUCCAUACUUAUGAAAUCCUUUAUAAAAAAUCAUGUCUUUCAUAGUCUCCUAUACUUACCAAUAUGAUAAUUCAAAAAAAAAAUUCUCAUAAACAAAUUCAAAUUGUAAAUUAGAUCUAACCGUAAACUAUAGUGAUCAAGAUUUGACUAUCUAUCAAUAUAAAACAUGAUAUAUUUUUAAAGAAAUUAACUUACAAAGAGAGAGGAGAUAAUCAACAUUGAACAAGUGAUUUGAAAGGAAGAAAAUUUAGAUAAAAAUGUAAGAAGGCUGAUAAUAAGCAAAAACUUGAGAAAAAUGGUGGAUUCGGCCUUCGAACUCUUCAUCUUUCUCUAAAUGCUGAGAGUAAAUUAACUCUCCAACCACUACACUACCAUAACUUUUUGUGCUCCAUAAUCACGUUUUAUCCAAUUUCGCAAGUUUAGAGGGGGACGGGGGCAUGACCCCCCCCCCCCUUCAUACAAGCUAGCUCCGUCCCUGGAGAGUACAAAAAGACGUGUUACAAUUAUAAAGUGGAGGACAAGUAAUAUUGCAUGGGUGGACGGUUUUGGACAUAUGUAAUUAUACUAUUGAUUGAAUAGGGAAUCUCAAUCUAACUUCAUGUUGUGAAAGAAAAAGUUGAACCCGACUUUGUAAUUUUGAAGUGCACAUGACUAAGAUUUUUUUUUUUUAAAGUUGCAUGAUGUUGAGAAACUAUUCCAAAAUAGUGAUUGAAGAAGUAACCCACCUUUUUUUUCUCUAAAAAUUGAGCUAAUAUAUUGAAAAUCACAUAAAUGACAAGGAAAAAUUACAAAUCUCAUGAGUAAAUUCAUAGUUUGAAAGAUAAUCAAAGAUGGAAAGUUCACAUCUCCAACAAUUAUUGCAAACGACUUGGAUAAGGUAAACUAUUUUGCAUGAUAAUGAUGUUUCAUAUUUACAUUAGUUUUGCCUUCAAAUUUGUUAGCAAUGAAUAAGGAGAAUAACAAAGGCCCUAGUGAUGGUGGGGGCAGUGGAGUCACUGAUACAUAUAACGAUGUUGUUAAGAAGAAGGAAGAUACAUUUGAGAGUGGUGAUAGUAGAAUCGAUGAUGAAUAUAUUUAUGUUGUUAAUGGUUGAAACAAUUACUAUCUAUUGUUUAUACCAUUGAUGAAAUGUAUCCGGCCAGCUGGGUUCUGUAACUAGUCUCUAAAAUAUAAGAAGCAGAUUCAGAACACUGCCACGUAGGGAUUGGUUAUGUGGAAGGUGGUCAGCUUAUUCCAAUUGAGUCAACUCUUCCGUUCUUCCUUCCCCUGCCGCCAUGCGACCGCCAAUUUCACCUGACCUAAUUUCCUUCACUAUGGUGAUGUCGAUCCCAAUUCCUUCACUAUGCCCCUCAAAGAAGAACAUGGCUCUCUUCCUUCUCCUCACUCAGUAUAGAAAAUGCUGGCGAAUAGUUCUCUUCUUCCGUUUGACUGCCGAUGGAUUCGACUCCUCAUCAGGGCCCGGAAACUCCCAUUUCGUGAUGCGGCCAUCCCAUGAGCUGACAAGAAUCGGGUAGCCAGGGUGGCAGCUAACAUCCAUUACAGGUCCUUCAUGAAGACCACCUGGAAGUUGAGUUCCUUACCGUUAUUCCAUCUCCACCUCACGUCCCCGUAAAACCCGUCCAAGUUAUCGAAUGCAACCCCCUCUCCCACUCAAAAGAUGUUGUUGGUCGUGUCUACGUGGACAUUUUUCUCACUACAUCAACUUUCAGAUUCGUAAUAUAUAUGCCCCAUGUCAUUAGAAUCACUUCACAGAGCGUAUUGCAAUUCUCAAAUUCUCCAUUCUUCAAUUUUCCCAGGUUCUUAGCCUUCUAAGCCUUUUUUUAAAAUUGUGUAUCAGCAUCGGCAAGAUAAUUUAAUUCUUCAGUACUUUAAUUAUCUAUCACAUGUACGUUGGCCUUUUGCAAGAUGGAAGUCAGCAGAAUGCGAGACCUGGAUUUGGAGAAGCAAUUAUGGUCAAGCCAUUUGUCGUGUUUCUAGGUUGUGGCCGGGAGUGAAUGUUACGAUAGACAAAGUACUCCAUUUGGACUUGAUCCUCAUGGAUUCAAAAGUAAUCUUGUUUUGUACAGCGAACCAAAUUCCAUAUUUUAACAAUGAAGUGGCCUCGUUCUAAUUUUUGUUUUAUGACACCCAGGGCAGUGACAUAUGGGUUCUUAUUCCUACGGUGCUGCAAAAUAAGUUCAAGCAACUGCUGAAGCAACACCAUGUUUACAUAAUCAAGGACUUUGAUAUCAAAGCAACCGGAUUGACACACCGACUGAUUGCCAACGCAUAUGUAAUGUCUUUUACUCGGAACACGACUGUUCAACACAUCCCUGACAUCCCCUGCAUUCCUACUUUCAAGUUCACUUUCACGAAAGCAAGUGAUAUUACAUCUAAGAAAGAGAAAAAAAAUCCUCUCAGGUUAAUCCUUCACCCCAUUCUGUUUUUGCCUUCACCCCAGUCUGUUUUUGCUGGUACUGACCCCUACAUUGCAACUCAUGUCACGUAUUUAUUUCGUAGAUGUUGUUGGUGAAUUAGUUCAACAUUCAAACGUCAUUAGCUCAACAUUCAAACGUCAUCAAAACAAGCAAUAUUACCCGGAGGACCAUUCGAAAGGAGCAGCAAAUGAAGCUAAUUGAGUAAGUUUCUAUUUAUCUUUUUAGUUUUCAGUCUAGAGAACCACAGUAGCUAGAUUAGACAUUGUCAAAGUGGUGGUUAUAUGUGGACUUAUUUAUUUCAACUGCCACUGGGGGACAUGUUUUCAGUAUCCAGCAUUCUAAAUAGGCUUUUCAUUCUUCAGUAUUCAGUUUACCUUUUAGUUUUCAUAACACACGGACUUCUGUAUAUUAUGUGCCUGUAGGGGAGAUGUUGUCAAAGUAACCAUAUGGGGAAGAGUUAUUGAACAGUUAGAUAAGAUAGUUGAUUAAGCUGGAGAUAGACAGAUUAUACUGGUUGUAACUGUUGUUACUGUGCAUGAAUACAAAGGUAAAUUUAGCAUUAGUUAGCUGCCAUUGUGUCAUAUUUUAUGGAUGAAGAGAAAAACCUGACGUUGUUUACAUUUACACAGAGGAACUAUCAUUUUCUUCUUCCGGGUCUACAGUUUUGUAUGAUACUCCUGAUGUCCAUGCAGUAACUGCUUUCACCACUAGGUAUUUAUUGGUGACUUCGUUCAAAUCUAGGCUCCUAACCUAUUUUGCCACCUAUUGAUUUGAUGACUAAAGAUUUUCCAACGCA
Messenger RNA from Linum trigynum, 3613 nucleotides. The record is from the annotation of a GenBank genome assembly. NCBI's taxonomy places the organism in Eukaryota, Viridiplantae, Streptophyta, Magnoliopsida, Malpighiales, Linaceae.